CGCGGGUGUUCGCAAUGACAUUUGGUGUCCACAACUUAUAAUAUCUUCGACUGCGAGGAUCAUACUUCACAGCUCGUCCGAGUGUUCGACCGGGGCAACACAGCAAACCUUAUAAUAUUCAUACAUGGCAAUGUUGGCGGCAAAGUCACCAUUUCCAACGUCGUUGGGGAGCUCUUCCACUCAGAGCUCCAACCAGUACACCUCAAAUAUGAGCAGUUACCGAACACAACCUUCGGCCGGUCGUUCGGAGCAUGCAUUCUUCGCCAGCCCUACCGAGUCCGAAUUCUCCGAAACCUAUGACGGACCGGAUGCUGUAAGGCACUGGGACGAAGACAAGGUUGCAGAUUGGCUGCGGAGUAUCAACUGUGGACAUUAUGUCGACCUAUUCAAGAAAAACAACAUAAACGGCGAGGUUCUCAUGGAAAUGGACCAAGCAUCACUCAAGGAUAUGGGCAUAAGAAAGAUUGGAGACCGCGUCAGGAUAGGUUCGCAAGCCAAGCUUUUCCGUAAUCGCGAGUAUAAGAAAGCCUCGAAGAAGAACCUGAAUCGACGGUCACUCGCCAGUCUCGACAACCCAUCAUACACACCGCCCUCGUCGGGCUCCCCCCGUCCGCUCUACUCUGCUCGCUCAAUCCCAAGCCAGGGUAAAUCAGACAAGAGGAUGUCCCGCCAGCUUACUGGUGGUGAACUCAACUACGCGUCUUCCCUCACACUUACUGGAAAGUCUAUCUCGCGCCCAGGUUCACCUCUAGUCGACCAAGAGAAUCGUGGCCUUCGGUCAUUGAGACAGGGCACCAUGAAUAGCCCCAAGGAUGGUGGCCGUAAGGAUGCGACUUCCUAUUUCAGCCAUCCUCCGAGCGCUUCGUCUGGCAGAACACCCGGCACCGACACUCCGCAGACUGCACGCUUUGGAUCUCAACCUCGAACAGCCACUUCUGUCAAUACGCCGCAAACUGCUCGCUUUGCUAGCCAUGUCCGGUCCAGCCCCAGCGUGGAUACGUCUGUCACCAACAGUAGUAUUCUUCCAGCCGACAAGCCUCUUAUACGAGUAAUCUUCGACAAUGGGCGCAUCUCUGUCUUUAGCGUUGAUGGCUGCAAGACUGCCGACGAAAUCAUCUUGAAGACUCUGAAGAAAGGCAAUCUAAACGAAACACACAUUAAGAACUAUUGCAUGUGGGUCCUAGAUGGAGUAGACCCAAAUCCAGCAAAGUGUCGCCGCUUGACUGAGUCUGAUCUUGUUCGAGUGUGUCAUGAUCGGCUUCGCAUGGAAAGAGGGAGACUCAUCUUGCGCAAACUCCACGCAGGAGAGCCGGAAGACGAGCAGCUCAAGACUGCAGCAAGUAUUGCAGCCCAACAACAACAGGUACAAAGGGAGAACAUCCGAGACAACAUUGUCAUCCCGUCCAGCAAUCGAAGCCAGCUAAAGAUCGAGAAGAUUACCGGAGAGUCGUUGGCGGCUGUCAGCUAUCCACUAUCUCCUACAUCUGCUCGCGAGCGGGAGCGGCAUAUUAACUCCACCGCACAGGAUCUAGAGCGAGCAGAUAGUAUCGCAUCCACCACAAGUGCCAAGGCAAGGAAGCUGAAAAGAUUUUACGGUGCCAGGCCUCCAAGUGAACUGAUCACUUCUGAUCUCACAUCAUACUUUCCAGAUGUCGAAAAGGAAGAGAUCGACAAGACUAUUCGCAUGUCCGUUCGCCGCUCGAGAAGGAUAAGUCGAGCGACGAGUCGGCUCAGUACGGCCAGCAAUUUCAGUGUGGCAUCGAGCUUGAGGGAUGCGCCACCUCUACCGUCCAUCGCCGACCAGUGGUUCCAGAACUCUGGCCAGGCACGACCUGUUCGUCCGCUCUCGGUCAUGCGGCUUGGUCUUCCAUCACAAGGAGGCUACAGAGAUUCAGUGGCCUCGUCGGUGCUUGAGCCUCUUGAAGAAGAGUCGCCUCUAGAACCGAGUCGCAAAUCAUAUGUCUCUUUCGGGGACGACAAUGCAGACCGCCUGUCUAUCACUGAUCCUGAUGGCAAUACUAUGCCUGCAAGCUACUUUGAUGAUGCUGGCAGCAGUAUUGCUGGCAGUAGUAGCCAUGGUACCGAAGCUGGUGACUCGUUGAACAAGAGACUUAGUGAAGCCAUCCGCGAUGAUGAGGAUGAAUCCGACGAGGAACUGACAGACUACCUGGAGCAAGACUCUUGGGAGAACGUCAAGUACAUGAAAGGAGCAUUGAUUGGACAAGGCUCUUUCGGCAGCGUAUAUCUAGCGCUGCAUGCAGUCACUGGAGAACUCAUGGCGGUCAAACAGGUCGAGAUGCCUUCGUCCUCCGGCACCUCCCAGCUUGACCAGAGAAAAACAAACAUGGUCGAGGCGCUCAAGCAUGAAAUCGGUCUUCUCCGAGAUCUCAAGCACCCAAACAUUGUGCAAUAUCUUGGAUCGAAUUCUGUAGAGUCGCAUCUGAAUAUUUUCUUGGAAUACGUCCCUGGUGGUUCCGUUGCAUCGAUGCUUGUCAAUUAUGGACCGCUUGGAGAAGGUCUCAUUGGAACAUUUGUCCGACAAAUCCUCACAGGUCUUGCCUAUCUUCACAGCAAGGACAUUAUCCACCGCGAUAUCAAGGGAGCUAAUAUCCUUGUCGACAACAAAGGCAGUGUCAAGAUCUCAGACUUCGGGAUCUCGAAGCGCGUUGAGGCCUCGACGUUGCUGACCCCAGGCGGCGGAAAGAAAGGCAACCCUCGCGUCUCUCUGCAGGGCUCUGUGUUUUGGAUGGCCCCAGAAGUCGUACGACAGACGGCAUACACUCGCAAAGCAGACAUUUGGUCUCUCGGCUGUCUCAUCGUAGAGAUGUUCACUGGCAGUCACCCUCACCCAAACUGUACUCAGUUGCAGGCCAUCUUCAAGAUUGGAGGUAGCGGAGACGCCAGCCCGACAGUACCUGAUAAUGCUGGUGAGGAUGCUAGGGCUUUCUUGCAGAAGACAUUCGAGAUCGACCACGAGAAGAGACCAACUGCGGACGAGCUAUUGCUCAGCCCAUUCUGCAAUCCUAAAGCAUGAUUAUAUGAAGGGACAGUCGUCACGAGAGAGUUUGAUGGUUCAUAAUGUUAUCGGAGAGGUCUCAUUAGCCGGCGUUUUGUGAUUUGGAGGGAAUACCUUAGAUUUGCUUGCACACUGAGCGCCUUACUGUACACGUUCUUACGACCGCACGAG
Molecule: messenger RNA, 3187 nt
Organism: Pseudovirgaria hyperparasitica
Lineage: Eukaryota; Fungi; Ascomycota; Dothideomycetes; Acrospermales; Acrospermaceae
Product: protein kinase byr2
Exons: 3
Coding region: 125-3034 (969 amino acids)
Biological process (GO): protein phosphorylation
Molecular function (GO): protein kinase activity; ATP binding; protein binding
Source: RefSeq, a predicted model, not a curated record